AUGACGGCGCCGGCGGACAAGGGGAAGAAGGCCAAGACCGACACCGACGUCGGCGAGGAGAACGAGCAGAUCGACGGUGCCCUCGUCCUCUCCAUCGAGAGGCUCCAGGAGAUCCAGGACGAGCUCGAGAAGGUUAAUGAAGAAGCAAGUGAUAAGGUUUUGGAGGUUGAGCAGAAGUACAGUGAGAUUCGCAGACCUGUCUAUCUUCGGAGGUGUGACAUCAUCAAAACAAUUCCAGACUUUUGGCUGACAGCGUUUCUAAGUCAUCCUCUUCUCAGUGAGCUUUUGACUGAAGAGGAUCAAAAGAUGUUCAAGUACUUGGAAUCUGUUGAUGUUGAUGAUUCUAAAGAUGUCAAGUCAGGCUACUCCAUCACUCUUAACUUCUCUGAGAAUCCGUACUUUGAAGACAGAAAGCUUACCAAGUCAUAUGCCUUUGCUGAUGAUGGAACAACCACAAUAAAUGCCACUUCCAUUAAGUGGAAGGAGGGAAUGGAAAUUAAUGGGAAUGCCAUUAAGAAGAAAGGAAGCAAGCGCCCAUUGGUUGAAGAAAGUUUCUUCACCUGGUUCACUGAUACAGAGCACAAGAGCCUUGCUGACGGGGUGCAAGAUGAGGUGGCAGAGAUCAUCAAAGAAGAUUUGUGGCCGAACCCAUUGAAAUAUUUCAACAAUGAGGUUGAAGAGUUUGAAGGAGAUGACGAGGAUGAAGAGGGAUCUGAUGGGGAGGAUGCUGAGGAGGAUGAGGACGAGGAGAACUGA
This is a messenger RNA of Triticum turgidum subsp. durum (durum wheat), 756 nucleotides long. Lineage: Eukaryota; Viridiplantae; Streptophyta; Magnoliopsida; Poales; Poaceae. The record is from the annotation of a GenBank genome assembly.